ACGCCCGCGUCGCGACGCCGGCCCCUCAGUCGGGAUGCCGAGCGCGCAGUAUCUCGUCGUUCACUUCCGGCGCUAUGCUCGGUCAUAAAUGUCCUUACACUGCGGCCACCUGCAACAAAAAAAUCGCGGGCAAACGUGGACGCGAUUAUUUAUUACGAGUUGUGAUUGUCGUGCUCGUUACAGGAUCGUCGUUCGCCCAAAGCUCGUCUUCCCCGUCCCCCGAGGGACCAACCUUCGACGUGCCAAUAUCAAACGUGACGGUCCCGGUGGGGCGGGAAGCUGUGCUUGCUUGCGUCGUCGGGAACCUUUCCACCUACAAGGUCGCCUGGCUGCGGGUCGACACGCAGACGAUCCUGACGAUAACGAACCACGUGAUAACGAAGAACUACAGGAUAGCAAUAACGGUGAACGACCACCGGACAUGGCGGCUGCACAUCCGGGACGUUCGAGAGUCGGACCGGGGCUUCUACAUGUGCCAGAUAAACACGGACCCGAUGAAGUACCAGACGGGCUUUCUGGACAUUGUCGUUCCUCCGGACAUCGAGGAUUAUCCUACAAGCACAGACAUGGUUGUCAGGGAGGGCAGUAACGUCACUCUUCGAUGCUCAGCUACCGGAUCGCCGAAACCCAACAUCACGUGGAGACGCGAGGACGGAAGUCUGAUACAACUAAUGGGUCAGGGCAGAGAAGUCGCUUCGGUUGAAGGACCGUUCUACAACAUCACGAGGGUUAAUCGCCUGCACAUGGGUGCUUAUCUCUGCAUCGCAUCGAACGGCGUUCCGCCCUCGGUGAGCAAGAGGAUUUCCCUGAUAGUGCACUUCCCGCCGAUGAUUUCUGUCCCGAAUCAGUUGGUGGGGGCUCGUCAGGGUCAGGAAAUGACCCUCGAAUGCACCUCGGAAGCCUAUCCAAAGUCGAUCAAUUAUUGGACCAGGGAAAAUGGUGAAAUAAUAACAAAGGGUGAUAAAUAUGAGCCGGUACUACACGACAAGGAGUACAAAGUAACGAUGAAAUUGACGAUAAAAUCUGUGUCGGUAAACGAUUACGGAUCUUACAAAUGCAUAUCGAAAAACUCGCUUGGCGACACGGAUGGCAGCAUAAAAUUGUACGAAAUACCGAACCCGACAACCCCGAAGCAAAAAUCAACGACGACGCCAAUUCCAGUCGUCAGCAAGGCGGUGGAGAAAAAGCAAAGAACGAGACAGAAGACUCGUCCGAGUCCAGAAAUAUCCCGACCCAAUGAAAUCACCGGCGAAAUUAUCGACCCCUCGCAACCCGCGGCAAACAAGGACAGAGAUAUCCGGCUUCGGGAUCGACACGAGGAUUCGGGCGGCGGAGGAUCCGAAGGAUCUGCACCCCGAGACGAGAACACGGCUCAGUCAAUGUCGUCGAGAAGCGCAGCGAUUUUGGGAACCGUCGAAACCCUCCAGGCGGUGGUUGUCCUGGCGAUGAUGUCCGCGGUGAUGACGUAAUCAUCGUCGUCCCCGACAGGAAAAAAAGUAAUAAAGAAGAAGGAGAAAAAAAAAAAAAUUCCACGACGAAACAAAAAGACGAAUCAAAGUUAAAAGCGAAAUAAGAAUAAAAAAUUUAAAACGAAUACUCGCCAAAUUUCCGUACAUUCAAAAGAAAAUAUGAAGGUGAAAAAAAGACGAACACGAAGAAUUGAUAAUUCGGGAAUUCACUUUUUCUCAUCUUAUGCAAUGAACAUCCAAUUCUCUCAGCAAUAUUUGACGAUUGUAUAAUUUUCGCAUCGAGCUAUUCUCAUUUUCUUGCCAGUAAAAAUUCGAUAUGAGCGUCGCAACCUCGGCAAAUACGUAUACGCGAAACAGUCGAACUGAUUAAUCAAAGUCGAUAAUUAGAACCUGACUUAUGCAAUCAAGUACGGAGUAUUCGGUUUGAUCACUUGUACUUGAUUAUUUUAUUUCCUCGACUCUUGCCUCGUCGCGCAGCUUCAACAAUCUCAUAUCAUACGAACGAGAUGAUAGAAAAUCAAUCAAUUAACGCAACUGCGACUACAAAAUGAUUUCAAUUCUUAAAACUACGUUUUUUUCUGUAAUCAUUAUUCCAAAACCGAGAAUUGUAUAAAUGAUUUUCGCGCGAAUCACCCGAUGAUUUGCCAAGGUACAUGUAAAUAUUAAUUAUUAUACACCCAUCAUAGCAAUGUAAUGUAAUGUAUAUCCGCAUGUGAAUAUAUAUAGCGUGAAAUAGAAUUACGGUUAUAGAUAGAUCACAAUCCUACAUAUUUGACCCGUAUAUUAUAACGAUCAUGAAAUAGAUGUAACAGGAUAUAUUUGUAGUAAGAAAAUUACACGGAAGAAAAGUAUUAAAAAUAUGAAACAAAGAAAGAACUGAGCGUAAGAAACAAAAAAAAAAAAAUGCAGAGAAUGUAAUUGAAGACGAAAAUAAUGAACAACACGAUGUUUACUGUCGAUUAUAAAAAAAAUUCCAUUUUCUCCGCUCAAAAUGGUGAAAUUGUGGUUGAUUUUUUUAGUCGCAAUUUUUCCGGGCUGUUGAAACCUCUUUUUUCGCAAUAAAAUUGAAUAUUAUAUUAUAUUAAUAUUUUAAAAAAUCGUGAGAGCAGGAUUACGGAUGUAAAUAUAACAAAGUUUAAGGUAUAUAUAUAUAUAUAUAUAUCUGUAUGCACACCUAAAUAAGCAUUAGUUAGUCUAACAACUAGUUGUUCAAAACGCUGUGUAUAUAUAGUAGCAGUGCUAAUUAUAUACGCGGUAAUACAUAUGAGUAGAAAGUAAGCGUGGCAAGCGAAUUGAGCGGUUAAAGAGAGAAGAAGACGACGAAAAAAAGUGUCAGAGUGAUACGAAAAAGCGAUGAUGAAUCUAUCUAUUCGCAAUAACGAUAUAAUGUGUAUAUAUAAAAAAUCAGAUACAUAUAUUAAUUGUGAUUUUGAGUUUAUCAUUUUCUCUGAAUAAAAAUUUUAUACAAUA
Messenger RNA from Neodiprion virginianus, 2939 nucleotides. RefSeq names its product lachesin-like. Bases 75 to 1469 code for a protein of 464 amino acids. The transcript is spliced from 10 exons. NCBI's taxonomy places the organism in Eukaryota, Metazoa, Arthropoda, Insecta, Hymenoptera, Diprionidae. The record is from RefSeq and is a predicted model, not a curated record. Gene Ontology annotation, cellular component: neuron projection.